GGCGUGACGAGAUACAUGUCAGAUACGGGCUUCAACCUCGGUUCUUUAGAAAAAUACAGACACAGAAAAAUGUCUUACCAAAUUGUUUGUGUUCUCAGAUAAAUAUAUGGAAGUUUCUAUAAAAGAAAGUAAGAUUAGUUUCAUAGUAUUUAAAGAGAUACAUUUUGUAGAUAAUUUAGAUAAAUACUUGACUUGAUCCGCGAGGUUCAGUGAUGAAGGGUUUGGUUCUCCUUGCGUGCUUAUUGAACACAGCAGGGGCUGUAUAUUAUUGCGAUGACGCAGAUCCAUGUGGUCAAGCGAACUCGACAGAAUUCUUUGAAUCUUAUGCCAGGUUUGAAAACUGCCAACAUGACGCAGCAAAUAGAUUUUGUGAUCGUUACAUCAUCCCUCAGUGGUACCGGGUAAAUGACGCAAUGUUGACGCAAUGUCCGCAACUUCUGAGCUGUGGCACCAUUUAUCCUGUCUGGUUAAACGGCACUUUGCCAGGUUCAUCGGAUGGAAUUGUUGAUAGGAAAGCUUGUAAAGUCGGGUUCGAAUCCUGCUGUGUAAGAAGCUAUGACGUUAAAAUCAAGCACUGUGGAUCGUUCUACGCCUAUUGUCUGGCUGCCCUAGAUUCGUGUCCAGAAAGAUAUUGUUUUGGUAAAAAUGGCGCUUGUGAUGUUCCGACGUCCGCUGCACCGGUUACCACGACAACGAAGCAGACGACACCUCCUUUGUCUACGUCAUGUUUGGAAGAUCCCUGCAUCGAAAGCAACCUGCGCGCACUAAGUGACCCGGGCACCCGCUCCAUGCACUGUGAGUACAAGCAAGGAGACGGCCAUUGUGACAGCAGCCUGACCCCGGGCUGGUACAAGGCAGACUCCCCCAUGUUGACCCAGUGUCCGGGACUCCUGAGUUGUGGGGCCAUAUAUCCAGUCUGGAUGAAUGGGACGAAUCCGGGUCAAGGUGACGGGGUCGUUACUAGACAGGUGUGUCAGAGGGGAUUCACCGGAUGUUGCACUACGUCAUACGACAUCAAGGUCAAGAACUGUGGUUCAUACACCGCCUACUGCCUCAGACAACUGUCAACCUGUCCGGCCCGCUACUGCUUCGGUAACGGACGCUGUGAUAACAACAAUAAAGGGAAGGAUUCUGACAAAGAAGACAACAAAGCACACAGCCAUUCGACUUUGGAGAUUAUACUGGGUGUCAUUUUAGCUGUUCUAAUUUUAAUUUUGAUAACAUUGGUGUUCUGGUGCUUGAAAAGAUACAAGAAAGGGCAUGGAAAGACAGGAUCCGUUGUAAACAUUCAGAAGUCUGAGGCAGACAGAGAAACGACCAUGGUGAAUCCGAUGUAUGUGUCAGAGAACGACAACCCACCCCCUUAUAGCGAAUAGUGGAUGU
Molecule: messenger RNA, 1383 nt
Organism: Magallana angulata
Lineage: Eukaryota; Metazoa; Mollusca; Bivalvia; Ostreida; Ostreidae
Exons: 11
Coding region: 213-1376 (387 amino acids)
Source: RefSeq, a predicted model, not a curated record